This is a messenger RNA of Octodon degus (degu), 1449 nucleotides long. RefSeq names its product serine dehydratase like (gene Sdsl). Gene Ontology annotation, molecular function: pyridoxal phosphate binding; L-serine ammonia-lyase activity; threonine deaminase activity. Lineage: Eukaryota; Metazoa; Chordata; Mammalia; Rodentia; Octodontidae. The transcript has 8 exons. Bases 216 to 1292 code for a protein of 358 amino acids. Gene Ontology annotation, biological process: L-threonine catabolic process; L-serine catabolic process. The record is from RefSeq and is a predicted model, not a curated record.
GCGGCCUACUGGGGCUCAGCCGGCCCAGGGCCAUCCCGGAUCCCCGGCCUGCACCGGGGAGCCCGCCGCCCUGGGGACCCGGGAGGGCGGUGAGACGCCGGGCGGCGCUGUUCGUCGCGGAGCUGUGGGAGGGCUCAGGCCGAGGGAACACCUUCCUGGUGACGGAGCCGCAGUCUCCGCGCCGCUGGUGCCACGGCAGGGGGACCCAGGUGCCCAUGGCCCGGCGACCACGGGGCAGGGGCCGCUCGGUUAACCGCGGCCUCCCCGGGGCCGGAGGACAACUGGCGAUACGCUCUGGGAGGAUCACAGUUGUCGCCAUGGAGGGGGCGCAGAGCGAGCCAUUCCACACGGUCAGCCCUCUGCUGCGGAGUUGGGCGCUGUCCCAGGUGGCCGGUGCCACCGUCUUCCUCAAGUGUGAGAACGUGCAGCCCAGCGGCUCCUUCAAGAUCCGCGGCAUCGGGCGCUUCUGCCAGGAGAUGGCCCGGAAGGGGUGCCGACACCUGGUGUGCUCCUCAGGGGGCAACGCGGGCUUCGCGGCUGCCUAUAGUGCCCAGAGGUUGGGCCUCCCGGCCACCAUUGUACUGCCUGAGGCCACCUCCCAGCAGGUGGUGAGGAGGCUGCAGGGUGAGGGCGCUGAGGUGCAGCUGGCCGGAAAGGUGUGGGACGACGCCAACCUUCAGGCACACGCAUUGGCGCAGAGGGACGGCUGGGUGAACGUCCCCCCAUUUGACCACCCGCUGAUAUGGGAAGGCCAUGCCAGCCUGGUGCAUGAGCUGAAGGCUGCCCUGGGGGCCCCACCAGGAGCUGUGGUGCUGGCCGUAGGCGGCGGGGGCCUCCUGGCUGGGGUAGCAGCUGGCCUGGUGGAGGUGGGCUGGCAGAGCGUGCCCAUUGUCGCCAUGGAGACCCGAGGGGCGCACAGCUUCCACGCGGCGCUGGAGGCAGGCAGGCUGGUUACACUGCCCGACAUUACCAGUGUGGCCAAGAGUCUGGGCGCCAAGACGGUGACCGCGCAGGCCCUGGAGUGUGCCCGACAGUGCAGGAUCCUGUCUCAAGUGGUGGAGGAUGCAGAGGCCGUGAACGCCGUGCAGCGGUUCCUGGACGAUGAGCGCAUGCUGGUGGAGCCCGCUUGCGGGGCAGCCCUGGCUGCCAUCUACUCAGGCCGCCUGGGGCAGCUGCAGGCUGAGGGCCACCUGGACCCUUCUCUGGCUUCCAUCGUGGUCAUUGUGUGUGGAGGAAACAACAUCGACAGCCAGCAGCUGCGGGCUCUGCAGGCCCAGCUGGGCCAGCACUAAGGGUCCCAAGGUGUAUGGCACCUGUGGCAGCCCAGGGUCCUGGGUCACAGACAGUGGUGGAGCUGUGUGUGUAUCCACAGUGACUUCCCUGUGGAAAGCCCCAUAGGCCUGUUACCUGUGGCUCCCUGCAGCUCUGGCCAAUAAACCUUUGAGUGUA